UGUUAUAGAAAGUUUUAUAAAUUUAAACAACUUGUUUUUAAAUCAUCGUCACCAAAUAAUUUUAACUUUUUAACAAGUUACUAAGUACAUUGCUAAUACUAAUUGUUAUCCCAUAAAUUAAAACUACUUACAAUUUAAUAAAAUUAAUAUUUAUUUUAUAUAUAUUAAAAAAUUAAAACCCUUAAUUUUUAAGGGCCCUAUAUGCCGUCAGGGGCCCUGGUAAACACCUUUUUUCAAAUUAAAAGAAAAAAAAAAAAAAAAAAAAAAAAAAAAAGAAGAAGAAGAAGAAGAAGAAGAAAAUUCUCCGAUGCUGCUGCUGUUGCUGUUGUUAUUUGCAUAUGGAUGCACCAAUAUGUUCUUAUGUUGACUAAGUUGGAGUCAUUGCCCUACAAUUAUUUUAGUAUCCACUUGCAACUAGAUGGGAAAAAGAAAAGAAGAAGAAAGGAUCAAGUUGUGCUGUACAAAAUGGGAUCCUUAUCACACACGACGACUUUGAAGAGGGCUUUUGGUCAUAAUAUAUUUGAUAAAUGUAGAAAUUUGGAGAGAAGGAAUAUAUAGAUGAUGAAUGGUAGCUAGCUGAGCAAAUUUGAUUACCAACUGUGACUGUUUGUACAUCUUUAGAAUAACAGCAAAGUCUUCGUCUCUCUGCUCAGAUGAACACUAAGGCUCGACUAGACAUUAAAGAGUUAGCAAAGUCUGUAAGACAAGAGUUGGGUGUGUUGGGACCUUUAUCCGACAAAUGUUGUAUCUACAAAGUUCCAGAAAGAUCUCGCAAGUUAAAUCCAGAAGCAUAUACGCCCAGAGCAGUCUCUGUAGGGCCACUUCAUCAUGGUAAACAAGAGCUGAGGGUAAUGGAGGAGCACAAAAGAAGGUACUUAUUUGAUUUUCUGCAGUGGAGCGACAGCAGCUUGGAGGACUUCAUUACUUGUAUUGGUAAACAAGAGACGAGGUUGCGUAACUGUUAUGCAGAAACCAUUGUGUUCAGCAGUCAGGAAUUUGUGAAGAUGAUACUGAUAGAUGCCACCUUCCUCGUUACAUUCUUACUCAAAGUCCAUUUCGCACACUUGCGAAGCCGCAAUGAUCGUAUAUCAAGAAAUGAUAAUAUGUUUGAUAUAAGUCGUGACAUAAUAUUGCUUGAAAAUCAGGUUCCAUUCUUCAUCCUUGAGGACUUAUUUAAGCUCUCAAAUUUGGCUGAACGUGUGGAGGGGUUGUCCUUGUCCAUGAUUGGGCUCACUCAUAGCUUCUUUCAAGGUAGAUGGGGUUCAUGGGUGACUGGGGACAUUUUAGAGCAGCAAGAUUUCUCUGAAGUCGAACAUUUUCUUGAUUUCUUAAGAAUUUGUCAGCAGCCUCCAAAGUUGAAACCUCCAAGAAAACUGGAAAAGAUAGUGCUACCGACAGUAACACAGCUGCACGAUGCUGGCGUCAAGUUUGAGUUGAGUCCAAGUCAAAACAAACUCAGCAUAGCAUUUGACAAGGGAAUUCUGAAAAUUCCACAUUUCAGAAUAGAAGAUACAGUAGAAGUUUUGUUGAGAAAUCUGCAGGCCUUUGAAGAAUGCCAUUGUUCAGGUGAGAUGUAUGCCAAUGAUUACAUUGCUAUGAUUGGCAUGCUUAUUAAGGAUGCUAAGGAUGUGGAAAUACUGGAUCAAAAUGGGAUAAUAGAAAAUUGGAUAGGGAACAAUCAAGCAGUGGCGACUCUCUUUGCUCGCAUGGAAGUAGCUAUCCGCCGCAAUCAAUUCUACUUUGCCGCUACUCUUCAAGAUCUGAAUGAUUAUUGCAAGAACCCUUGGCACAAGAUGAAAGGAAGCUUGAGACAAGACUAUUUCAACACUCCAUGGGCUGGGAUCUCUGUUUUCGCAGCUUCUAUUCUCCUCGUACUCACAGUAAUACAGACUGUGUGUUCCAUCCUUGAAGUCGCCUAAUCAUCGCAGUUUAUUGUUGGUCGCUUCUUCUGGUAUGUCUUGAAAUGAGGCUUUUGUGUGGCUAAUCUUUUUUUAUUUCUGUAUGGAACAAUUUUUUUGUUUAUGUUAAUAAGCACCUCCCAGUAUGGGACAAUAGUAUUGCCACGUGCGUUGUGCUUAUAAAUUAUUAUAUAAAUAUUUUUAAUGAAUCA
Molecule: messenger RNA, 2110 nt
Organism: Ricinus communis (castor bean)
Lineage: Eukaryota; Viridiplantae; Streptophyta; Magnoliopsida; Malpighiales; Euphorbiaceae
Product: putative UPF0481 protein At3g02645
Exons: 2
Coding region: 654-1919 (421 amino acids)
Source: RefSeq, a predicted model, not a curated record